Adineta steineri is the source of this 7035-nucleotide messenger RNA. Lineage: Eukaryota; Metazoa; Rotifera; Eurotatoria; Adinetida; Adinetidae. The record is from the annotation of a GenBank genome assembly.
AUGUUUGUGAAUGCUAUACCUUUGCGAUGUCAACUCGAUCCUCAUUUAUCAUUCCAUCAACUUACUGAGCACGUUCAAGAUAUUAUGAUAAACUGUACUAAAUAUUCAUAUUUUCCUCUUCAACGUAUUCUCAAUCAACAUCCAAAUAUAUCAAAUCCUGUAUUUCUUGAUACAUCGUUUGAGUUUCUAUCAUCUACAAGAAGAGAUGAGAAGAAUGAAAUAAUGAUUGGUGAUAGUCGAUUUUCUUUACUACCUUAUUCAAUUAAGAUUAGUGAAGAUGAAAUAAUGAGUAAAUUUGAUUUUAUUCUUAGUUUUCAACAUAAUCUGGAUCUAAAUGAACUCUCAUGCACAAUCAAUGCAUCGCUUGAUUUAUUUAAUAUUGAAACAGUUUGUUUAAUUACACAAAGAUUACAAGCAAUGUUGCAUCAACAGUUCACAUGUUUCGGCUGUACAACAAACAAACCAAUCCAUGAAUUAUCAUUAACUUUAUCAAAUGAACAAUAUCUAAUGCAAUCAUUGAAUAAUACACAAAUAUCAUUUUCAUCUCCUCUCACUUGUAUUCAUCAUGAGUUUGUAUAUCAAGUAAUGCAACAUCCACAAAAACUAGCAGUUGAACUAGAUGAACAAUCAUUGACAUAUUGUGAACUUCUAUAUUAUGUUCAGAUCUUAUCUGUAACUCUUCUUAAUGAAAAUCAUGUGGUUCCAGGUGAGGUCGUGUGUCAAUGUGUUGAGCGAAGUUUGUCAAUGGUGAUUGGUAUAAUGGCUAUUGAAAUGGCUGGUGGUGUAUAUUGUCCAUUAUCGUCUCGAGAUCCACAACAUCGUUUGCAUGCACUCACACAGCAAACACAAAGUCGUCUUAUUCUUGUUCAUCAUUUAACUAAGAUCAAAUUCGAUCAUGAUAUUGCUGCACUUGAUAUUGAUUCAAUAUUAAAGGUUAAUAAUAUGGAUAGUGACAUGAAUUAUAAUUGCCUUGAGGGUGUGAAAGUGAAAGGCGAAGAGAUAGCGUACGUUAUUUUUACUAGUGGUUCAACUGGUAUUCCGAAAGCGGUUCAAGUUCGACAUCAGAACUUUAUUGAUUGUAUACAUUCUUUGGCUUAUAUUAACUCAUUUAAUAAAGAUGAUACAGUUGUACAAAUGACACGAUGUUCAUUUGACAUCCAUGUUCAAGAAAUACUUGGUACAUUGUUGGCGGGAGGCACAUUGAUUAUGCUUCAUCCUGGUGGAACAAUUGAUUUCGUGUAUUUAUUCGAAGGUAUGUUUAUUGUUGUAGGUGAAUCUUUUUCUGUUCCUUUAAUUGAUUUGAUUGUAAAAAUCGGUAUAACAAACUGUAUUGUGUGGAAUUUGUAUGGUCCAGCAGAAGCAACCAUAGGUUCUACACUUUAUUGUGUGAAUGUUACAAAUGAUACACAGAAGAUUCCAAUUGGGAGACCACUUCCUAAUUACCGAUGUAUGAUUAUCAAUCAAUACUUACAACCAUCUGUUAUCGGCCAAGAAGGUGAGCUGCUAGUGGGAGGAGUAGGUGUCUUUGCUGGUUAUCUUGAUCGUGAUGAUUUAACUGCAAAAGCUCUUGUUGAAAUAGAUGGUCAACUAUUUUAUCGAACAGGUGAUCUUGUCGGAAUGGAUAACGAUGGUCUUCUUCAUUAUCAAGGAAGAAAAGAUCAUCAGGUAAAACUACAUGGACAACGUAUUGAACUUGGUGAGAUCGAACGAUGUUUACUUAACAUUACAUCUAUCUCUGCUUGUGUUGUCAUGAAAUGGAACGAUGAUCAUUUAGUUGCAUAUGUUCAAAGUUCUGAUAUUAAUGAAAGAGAAUUGCGUGAACAUUGUCAAUCUCAUCUUCCACCACAUAUGAUACCGUCAAUAUUCAGUAUACUUGACAAAUUACCUUUGAAUCAAAAUGGAAAAGUAGAUCGAAAACGUCUUCCUUCACCCGACUUUUCUCUAUCGACUUUGUUAUCGUCCGAUAAAUCUGAUACGUCUCUUAAUCAGUUCGAAGAACGUAUACACAUUAUUUGGUGUCAAGUUCUUCAUUGUAAUGAAAACCACAUUUCUAGAACUACCAGUUUUUUUAGUGUUGGUGGUCAUUCACUUUUAUUUAUUGAACUUUAUCAUCAUUAUCAAUCAGUAUUUAACUUUGAUACUCAUACACUUUCGAUUGCUCCAUUUCUUCAACAACCAACUAUAUUUCAACAUUCACAACUACUUCAAACAGUUACAAUCAAUAAUAACAAGGCAACACAAUGGUACACGUUACAUAUAAAUGAAGGUGUUGCCUCUUUUGCUCAAGAGCGCAUAUUUCUUGAUGAACAAGUUCGUUUUUCGAGUAAUAUUGCUAUCUAUAAUGAAUUGUUCACUUUACAACUUGUUCAAGGAUCAUUAUCAUUAAAUCAUUUAUCACAAGCACUUCGAUAUGUUUUGAAUAAACAUAAAAUAUUACGUACAUUCCUUGUAUUUAACAAUGAUAAUAGUAGUAUGAAACAAUGCAUCACAGAUAUACAUAAAACAUUCAGAAUAACUAUGAAUCGAACAUUUGAAAACAACGAUGAACUUCGAGAUAUUAUUUGUCAAACAACUAUUAAUCCUAAUCUCUUCGAUUUAUCAACUGGUCGUGUUUUUCAUGUUGAAAUACUAAGACAUCAAAUACUAUUAAAUGAAAAUGAAAAUAAUAAUAAUGAAUUCAUGACUAAUUCUGAUGUUCUCCUCAUUGCUUUUCAUCAUGCAGCAUUUGAUCGAGCAAGUUUUCCGAUCUUUUUCAAUGACCUAUGUUUAGCUUAUAAUACGAAUGCAAUAUCAAUAGAAGACAAUGACGAAUCAUUGCAAUAUAUUGAUUAUAGUGUACAUGAGCGUCUAAUUGAUAUGACAACAUCUCGUGCAUUUUGGUAUUUACAAUUAGAAGGAUACAAUUUCGACUCUCGACUAUUAUUACCAGUUGAUCGACAUCGGUCAUCUAAUGAUCAUCGAUCGAGUUCUGCUUCUGUCACUCAAAUCUCUUUUAACAACGAAAUUUCACAAUUAUUUCUUGAUUAUGCUUCUAUACAUCAUGUGACACCAUUUCAGUUAGGUCUAAGUAUAUUAUAUGCUUUUCUUUUCAAGUUAACGCAUGGUGAAAAUGAUUUAUGUAUUUCUUGUCUUAAUGCUAAUCGACAUAAAACUGAACUGCAGAAUAUAAUGGGAAUGUUUGUUUCGACACUACCAUAUCGUAUUCAAGCUGAACCUCAUUGGUCAUUUGAUGAACUCGUUAAGUAUGUGCAAGAAAAAUGUUUAUCAAUUCUUGAACAUUCACAUUAUCCACUUCAACAGAUUCUUGCUAAUUUACAUAUUAAUCAAUCAAAUAUUUCAUUUCUCGAAACAAUGUAUGACUUUAUUACUUUAUCGUCACACAGCGAUGAAUUAUCUUUGGAUGGAGCAGCUUUUGAACAUGUGUCAGCAGAACAACCGUUUGAAGUGGCUAAGUUCGAUUUUAUGCUAACAUUUAUCUAUAAUCCACUGUUAGAAAAUAAUAGACUAUCAUUUCGUUUUACUUGUUCACGGGAUCUGUUUGAUGAGAUUACAGUUACAAAUAUAGGUCGAAGAUUAGAAUAUUGUUUUCAACAACUUUUUUCAUCGUAUGAAACUAUCAAUCGAAUUGAUACGUGUUUUACAUCUAUAUCGAAAAUUAAUCUUAUUCUACCAGAAGAAACUCAAGAAAUGGAAGAUAUUAUCUUUUGUCGACAAUCACAUAUUAUAAACGAAGCAACGGCAUCGUUUGCACAAACUCGUAUAUGGCUUGAUAAAAGAAUUUGCUUCGAUCCGGACAAGCCUCAGCUAACAAUCUACAAUAUGCCUUUUGUUUAUCAUCUACAACCAGGUCAUAUUUUAUCUGUACAGCAGCUUCAUCAUGCUCUUCAUCUCACCGUUCACAGGCAUCUCUCACUUCAUACAUCACUUCAUUUUGAUAGUGCAAAGAAUUUACUCAUGCAACGAGUCGUUGAUAUGAAUGACAACAAUAGACAACUUUUCACAUUUAUUGAAAGUACUCAUGAAACUGAUAAACAACUCAAUGAUAUCAUUGAAAAUGAGAAAUGUAAUCCUCAACUUUUUGAUCUUGCUCAAGGGCUUGUCUUUCGAUGUCAUAUUAUCUACUACAAAGGGAUUUCUUCAGAUCAUCUUCUUUCUCACAAAGAUCUAAUUAUCUUCAACUUUCAUCAUGCUUUCUUUGAUUAUCCAUCAAUGGAUAUAUUUCAUCAUGAUCUUAAUCAAGCAUAUACAAUAGGUCAACUAUCAUAUGAUGACAACAAUAAUCUACGUUAUAUCGAUUAUGCUCUUAUUGAGCAACAAAUGUCCAUGACUGGCGCAAGUAUGUUUUGGCUUGAUGCUCUUCAUGAUUGUAAACUCGAUCAAUCUUUGUCAUUACCAUACGAUCGAUAUCGUCUCACGAAUGAACAUCGAACUAAUCGGACAACAUCUAUCUCUUUUGAUUUUGGUCAAGAUCUUUCCCAUCAUUUUCUUCUGAAUGCAUCAUCAAACAAUAUCAAACAUGAACAUCUAGCACUUGCUAUUUACUUUAUCUUCUUAUUUAAAUUAACGAAUGGUGAAAAAGAUUUAUGUAUUUCAAUGAACAUCAACAAUCGUUAUAGAAACGAACUGAAAUCUAUAAUUGGAUUGUUUGAGAAUAUCAUUUCAAUGAGAUGCCAAUUAGAUCCUUACUGGUCUUUUCAAUAUCUAAUCGAUUAUGCUCAAGAGAUAACAACUAAGAGUAUGAAAUAUUCAUAUUUUCCACUACAACAUAUUCUCAAUCAACAUCCAAAUAUAUCAAAACCAGCAUUUCUUGAUAUGUCAUUUAAAUUUCAAUCAUCUAUGACAAGAAGUGACAAUAAACUAAUAAUGAUUGGUGAUAGUCAACUUUCAUCGAUACCAAUCACAAUGAAUAUUAAUGAUAAUGUGAUUACAAAUAUGUAUGAUUUCUCACUUAUAAUUCAACAUGAUCUCAAUAUCAAUCGACUCUCAUGCACAAUCAAUGCAUCACUUGAUUUAUUCAACGUAGAAACAAUCGAUAAGAUAUCUCAACGAUUUCAUUCAACCUUGAAUCAAUUAUUUACAUCUAUUGGUGAUCAAGUGAAUAAAUCGAUCUAUGAAAUAUCACUAAUAUUAUCAAAUGAAAGAUUGCUCAUGCAAUCAAUGAAUAAUACACAAGUAUCAUUUUCUUCUGUAAACUGUAUUCAUCAUAAGUUUGUGUGUCAAGUAAUGAAACAUCCACAAAAAGUAGCUGUUGAACUUGAUGAACAAUCUAUGACAUAUGCUGAACUUCUACAUUAUGUCCAAGUAUUAUCUUUAACUCUUCUUAAUGAAUAUAAUGUAUUUCCAGGUGAAAUCAUUUGUCAAUGUGUUGAGAGAAGUUUGUCGAUGGUUAUUGGUAUAAUGGCAAUUGAAAUGGCUGGUGGUGUUUAUUGUCCAUUAUCACCUCGAGAUCCACAACAUCGUUUAUAUACACUUGUACAACAAACACAAAGUCGUCUUGUUCUUAUUCAUUGGUUGACAAAAACGAAAUUUAAUGAUGAUAUUGUGCUACUUGAUAUUGAUUUAGUUCUAACUGACACAAAGGCGGACUAUAAAGUUCAUGUCAGUAAGCUGACAAAUGUAUUAGUAGGUCCAGACGCUGUAGCCUACAUCAUCUUCACAAGUGGCUCAACAGGAACACCGAAAGCGGCUCAAGUUUGGCAUCAAAAUUUCAUUCAGUUGAUGCGUUCGUUAGUACGCGGUGAUGUAUUGAAUGAAAACGAUAUAAUUAUGCAAGUAGCGCGUUGUUCAUUUGAUCUUCAUAUUCAAGAUAUUAUUGGCACAUUGAUAACAGGAGCUUCAUUAGUAAUGCCACAUCUUGGAGGAACCAUCAACUUUGACUAUCUAAUUGACGUUGUCAAGUCGAAGAAUGUUACAUACUUCACAACUGUGCCAACUAUUCUUCAACAUUUGUUUAGUUUUUUGCAAAAAUCUAAUCAGCUUACAGCUGUCAAAAGUCUACGAUCCCUUUGCAGCGGUGGUGAAAUAUGUUCUGUCAAUCUCGUACACUUAAUCUUAAGUUCAGUCCCACAUUCUUGUAGAUUAUGGAACUUGUACGGUCCAGCCGAAGCAACUAUAGUUUCUACCUCCCAUAAAGUACAUGUUCAAACUAAUGUACGUAACAUCUCAAUCGGUAGACCACUUUUUAAUUACCGAUGCAUUAUUAUAAAUCAAUACUUACAAUCAUCUACCACAGCUCAAGAAGGAGAAUUGUUUAUAGGAGGAGUCGGUGUCUUUGCUGGUUAUCUUAGACGUGAUGAUUUAACUGCAAAAGCCCUUGUUGAAAUAGAUGGUCAACUAUUUUAUCGAACAGGUGAUCAUGUUACAAUGGAUAACCAUGGUCUUCUUUAUUAUCAAGGAAGAAAAGAUCAUCAAAUCAAACUUCAUGGACAAAGAAUUGAACUUGGGGAAAUUGAACGAUGUUUACUUAGCAUUACAUCUAUUUCUGCCUGUGUUGUUGUGAAAUGGAAUAAUGAUUAUUUAGUUGCUUAUGUUCAAUCUUCUUCUCAUAUGAAUGAAGAACAACUACGUCAACACUGUCAAUCUCAUCUUCCACCACAUAUGAUACCAUCUUUCUUUAUUAUACUUGAUAAACUACCUUUGAAUCAAAAUGGAAAAGUAGACAGAAAACAACUUCCUUCACCCGACUUUUCUACAUCAACUUUGUUAUCGUCCAAUAAAUCUAAUACUCCUCUUAAUCAGUUCGAAGAACGUAUACAUACUAUUUGGUGUCAAGUUCUUCAUUCUAAUCAAAAUCAAAUUUCUACAACUACCAGUUUUUUUAGUGCUGGUGGUCAUUCACUUCGCUUUAUCGAACUCUAUUAUCGUUAUCAGUCAUUAUUCAGUUUCGAUGCUCAUUCACUCUCGAUUGGUCUCUUUCUUCAGCAACCAACUAUUCGACAACAUGCACAACUACUUCAAACACUUCCAUCUAAUGAUACGCAGGCAACACGAUGUCAGAUACUACAUAUCAAUCAAGGUAAAACAUCUUUAAAUUAA